Molecule: messenger RNA, 655 nt
Organism: Panicum hallii
Lineage: Eukaryota; Viridiplantae; Streptophyta; Magnoliopsida; Poales; Poaceae
Exons: 1
Coding region: 86-475 (129 amino acids)
Source: RefSeq, a predicted model, not a curated record
AUCGCGAAACUGAUCGCCUUCCCGUCGUCAAUCCAGAGCGCGACGCCAGGCCAUCACUCCCCUGCUCGCCUGCUCUGCUAGUGCCAUGGCUUCCCUGACCACACUCACCGUUUUGUUUGGCUUCUACGUCGUCUUCUGCUGCCUCGACCUCCUCGGCGAAGCGGCCGCCAAGACCCGGACCGCGGAGAGCGCCGGCCUCCCGCGCCUUGCCGCGGCCGCUCUCGCCCCGGCCGUUCUGGCCACCCUCUCGCUCACGCCGCUACUCCUGUACGCGCACGUCCGGGCGCUCGGCCACGCUGCCAGCGCGGGCGGCGCCGGUGCGGGGGGGCGUUUCGUGGCGCGCCUGCUUGCCAAGGCGACCCUUCUGGUGGCGGCGCUCGCCCUCCUCUGUGGCGCCGCGGUGCGGCUCGGCGGCGCCGGUGGGGUUCUCGGCCUCGGCGGCGCGGAUGACGUCGGGUGGCAGAACGAGAAGUAAAAAAUUGUAUGGGCUGAUCGCUUACGAUAUGACUGAAAUAGAAACAGUAGUCAUGGGCUGAGGGUCUGUUCAGAUCAUUUUGCAAAAACGCAAAAUUUUAUUGUUGCAAAGGAAUCUUACCAAUUUGAAGUAGUAAAUGAAGUCUAUUUAUAAAAUUUUUUGCAUGGAUGGGUUGUAAAU